Molecule: messenger RNA, 2584 nt
Organism: Balaenoptera ricei (Rice's whale)
Lineage: Eukaryota; Metazoa; Chordata; Mammalia; Artiodactyla; Balaenopteridae
Gene: ENTPD6
Product: ectonucleoside triphosphate diphosphohydrolase 6
Exons: 16
Coding region: 389-1759 (456 amino acids)
Biological process (GO): nucleoside diphosphate catabolic process
Cellular component (GO): Golgi apparatus; membrane
Molecular function (GO): GDP phosphatase activity; UDP phosphatase activity
Source: RefSeq, a predicted model, not a curated record
GGGAGCGCUGGGAAGCGAUCUCCGUGGUCCGCGCACUCCCCGGGGACUGGCACUUCGCUCCGUGGGUGGGGCACAGGGCCCUGCAGGGGAAAGUGAAGUGAUGAAGCACAUUUGAUUUGGAGACAGAAGCCAGAAACUCCUCUGCCUUGCUGCGUGCCAGCUGUGUGAUCCCAGGCAAGUCCGUUUAUAGACAUUCCCGGGCCUUGGUCCUGUGUUCUGUUGUAUGGAAGAACAUGUAUAUGAAUGACAAGAGGUAUCUGUUGUGAAACUCCCAGGAGAAUGAGCCGUUUCUCUGAUCUGUCUGUGGCUCUGCAGUCCCCAAGGGACAGGAUUUUAAACCUUUAAAAUUCCACCAGCCACUGUGGCACAGUCCUCAGCAGACAAGGAAAUGAGAAAAAUACCAAACAAUGGGAACCUGAGGAUGACGAAGGUGGCGUACCCGCUGGGGCUGUUUGUGUGCCUGUUCAUCUACGUUGCCUACAUCAAGUGGCACUGGGCUUCCGCCACCCAGGCCUUCCUCGGCAUCCCCGAGGUGGCCACGGGGACCCGGAGGGGCCAGCAGUCCCGCAGUCCCCCGGGGACAGCUGCCCGCGGGCCUGAGCUCUUCUACGGCAUCAUGUUCGACGCGGGGAGCACUGGCACCCGAGUGCACGUCUUCCAGUUCAGCCGGCAGCCUGGAGAAACUCCCACCUUGACCCAUGAAACCUUCAAAGCACUGAAGCCAGGUCUUUCUGCUUAUGCUGACGACGUUGAUAAGAGCACCCCAGGAAUUCAGGAGUUACUGGACAUUGCUAAACAGGACAUACCCUUUGACUUCUGGAAGGCCACCCCCUUGGUCCUCAAGGCCACAGCUGGUUUACGUCUGUUACCAGGAGAAAAGGCUCAGAAGUUACUGCGAAAGGUGAAAGAAGUGUUUGAGGCGUCACCAUUCCUCGUAGGGGACGACUGUGUUUCCAUCAUGAACGGGACGGACGAAGGUGUUUCCGCGUGGAUCACCGUGAACUUCCUAACAGGCAGUCUGAAGACCCCCGGGAGGAGCAACGUGGGCAUGCUGGACCUGGGCGGAGGGUCCACCCAGAUCACCUUCCUCCCAAGAUUCGAGGGCACCCUUCAGACCUCCCCGCCUGGCUUCCUCACAUCCCUCCAGAUGUUUAAUAGGACCUACAGGCUCUACUCCUACAGCUACCUGGGGCUCGGCUUGAUGUCGGCGCGGCUGGCGGUUCUAGGCGGCGAGGAGGGAAAGCCUGCUGAGGAUGGAGCAGAGUUGGUCAGCCCUUGUUUGUCUCCCGGUUUCAGAGGAGAGUGGGAGCACGCUGAAGUAACGUACAGGGUUUCGGGACAGGAGGCAGCGGGGAACCUCUACCAGCUGUGUGCCCGCCGAGUGUCUGAGAUCCUCCGAAACAAAGUGCACAGGACAGAGGAAGUGAAGGACGUGGAUUUUUAUGCCUUUUCCUACUAUUAUGACCUUGCUGCAAAUGUGGGCCUCAUAGAUGCAGAGAAGGGAGGCAGCCUCGUGGUCGGAGACUUCGAGACUGCGGCCAAGUACGUGUGCCGGACGGCGGAGACCCAGCCGCCGCGCAGCCCCUUCCUGUGCCUGGAUCUCACCUACGUCAGCUUGCUGCUCCAAGGGCUCGGCUUCCCGGGGGACAAAGUGCUGAAGUUGACCCGGAAGAUUGACAACGUGGAGACCAGCUGGGCUCUGGGGGCCACUUUUCAUUACAUCGACUCCCUGAGCCGACAGAAGAGCCCCACCUUGUAGCAGCCCAGCUGCCGGCCGUCCCCGUAGAAGCACUGUCUCUGCGAGAACAGGCCCCUUUGGGACCCCCAGUGUGCGGGGAGGGGGUCACGGCACAGGCUGAGACCCUCCUCCCCGUGACCUCACAGACCGGCCCCUGGACGUGCUGGAACACGGCCCAGGCCUUGGCUCCCGGUGGGCAGUGACCAGACAGGGUAAAGGGCACAGGCCGAGGCCAGGGUGGCACAGCUGCUGUCCCCACCGUCCCAUCGCAGGGCUGGGGCGGCUGUGGCACACGUCCUGUGACGGGAGUCUUGCUUUAUCCCACUGCCCCCAGCGGGAGCCCCCUGGGCUGGCGGGCCAGGCAUCUCCUGCAUGGGUGUGGACUGUGACGUCAUCCAGAAGCCGCUUCCUUGGGUCCUCGGGUGGCUCAGGGUUAGCUGGCGGGUUGGCGCUGAGACUGGAAAGAGGGGCUGGAGGAAAUGCCUCUUUGUGGCCCGUGUUCCCCGGCUUCUCGAAGCCGUCUAAACGUGAGCGUGAGCUGCUGUGAGAUAUCUGUGUCUGUGAGUGAGUGAUGUCUGUGUGGUGCUGAGUGCUCGUGUAGCAGCUGUGUUCUGAGCCCAGUGGAUGUAUCGCUGCCCUGAGCCAUUUGCAGCCAAGCGGUGUCAGUCGGGCCGAAGCCCCAGAUGCGCCCUCUCACGGCCCGUCCCCGCAGGCUCGCAGGAUGCUGGCUGAGCUGUGCACAGGAUGCUACGUGUCCCAGGCCCGCAGCCGUUCCUGUGGCAUAUGCACAGUUCACGGAAUAAGCUGAACCUCAUGGGUUCCACUUGAAAUAAAGGGUUUUCCAGG